AUGAACGGCUGCGCAGGAACGGCUGCGCAUAAACGGCUGCGCAGGAACGGCUGCGCAGGAACGGCUGCGCAGGAACGGCUGCGCAGGAACGGCUGCGCAGGAACGGCUGCGCAGGAACGGCUGCGCAGGAACGGCUGCGCAGGAACGGCUGCGCAGGAACGGCUGCGCAGGAACGGCUGCGCAGUAACGGCUGCGCAGAAACGGCUGCGCAGAAACGGCUGCGCAGGAACGGCUGCGCAGGAACGGCUGCGCAGGAACGGCUGCGCAGGAACGGCUGCGCAGGAACGGCUGCGCAGGAACGGCUGCGCAGGAACGGCUGCGCAGCAACGGCUGCGCAGCAACGGCUGCGCAGCAACGGCUGCGCAGGAACGGCUGCGCAGGAACGGCUGCGCAGGAACGGCUGCGCAGGAACGGCUGCGCAGAAGCGGCUGCGCAGAAGCGGCUGCGCAGAAGCGGCUGCGCAGAAGCGGCUGCGCAGAAGCGGCUGCGCAGAAGCGGCUGCGCAGAAGCGGCUGCGCAGAAGCGGCUGCGCAGAAGCGGCUGCGCAGAAGCGGCUGCGCAGAAGCGGCUGCGCAGAAGCGGCUGCGCAGAAGCGGCUGCGCAGAAGCGGCUGCGCAGAAGCGGCUGCGCAGAAGCGGCUGCGCAGAAGCGGCUGCGCAGAAGCGGCUGCGCAGAAGCGGCUGCGCAGAAGCGGCUGCGCAGAAGCGGCUGCGCAGUAGCGGCUGCGCAGAAGCGGCUGCGCAGAAGCGGCUGCGCAGGAACGGCUGCGCAGGAACGGCUGCGCAGGAACGGCUGCGCAGGAACGGCUGCGCAGGAACGGCUGCGCAGGAACGGCUGCGCAGGAACGGCUGCGCAGGAACGGCUGCGCAGGAACGGCUGCGCAGGAACGGCUGCGCAGGAACGGCUGCGCAGGAACGGCUGCGCAGGAACGGCUGCGCAGGAACGGCUGCGCAGGAACGGCUGCGCAGGAACGGCUGCGCAGGAACGGCUGCGCAGGAACGGCUGCGCAGAAGCGGCUGCGCAGAAGCGGCUGCGCAGAAGCGGCUGCGCAGAAGCGGCUGCGCAGAAGCGGCUGCGCAGAAGCGGCUGCGCAGAAGCGGCUGCGCAGAAGCGGCUGCGCAGAAGCGGCUGCGCAGAAGCGGCUGCGCAGAAGCGGCUGCGCAGAAGCGGCUGCGCAGAAGCGGCUGCGCAGAAGCGGCUGCGCAGAAGCGGCUGCGCAGAAGCGGCUGCGCAGAAGCGGCUGCGCAGAAGCGGCUGCGCAGAAGCGGCUGCGCAGAAGCGGCUGCGCAGAAGCGGCUGCGCAGAAGCGGCUGCGCAGAAGCGGCUGCGCAGAAACGGCUGCGCAGAAACGGCUGCGCAGAAACGGCUGCGCAGAAACGGCUGCGCAUAAACGGCUGCGAACGGCUGCGCAGGAACGGAUGCGCAGGAACGGAUGCGCAGGAACGGCUGCGCAGGAACGGCUGCGCAGGAACGGCUGCGCAGGAACGGCUGCGCAGGAACGGCUGCGCAGGAACGGCUGCGCAGAAACGGCUGCGCAGAAACGGCUGCGCAGGAACGGCUGCGCAGGAACGGCUGCGCAGGAACGGCUGCGCAGGAACGGCUGCGCAGGAACGGCUGCGCAGGAACGGCUGCGCAGGAACGGCUGCGCAGGAACGGCUGCGCAGAAACGGCUGCGCAGUAACGGCUGCGCAGGAACGGCUGCGCAGGAACGGCUGCGCAGGAACGGCUGCGCAGGAACGGCUGCGCAGGAACGGCUGCGCAGGAACGGCUGCGCAGGAACGGCUGCGCAGGAACGGCUGCGCAGAAACGGCUGCGCAGAAACGGCUGCGCAGAAGCGGCUGCGCAGAAGCGGCUGCGCAGAAGCGGCUGCGCAGAAGCGGCUGCGCAGAAGCGGCUGCGCAGAAGCGGCUGCGCAGAAGCGGCUGCGCAGAAGCGGCUGCGCAGAAGCGGCUGCGCAGAAGCGGCUGCGCAGGAACAGCUGCGCAGAAGCGGCUGCGCAGGAACGGCUGCGCAGGAACGGCUGCGCAGGAACGGCUGCGCAGGAACGGCUGCGCAGGAACGGCUGCGCAGGAACGGCUGCGCAGGAACGGCUGCGCAGGAACGGCUGCGCAGGAACGGCUGCGCAGGAACGGCUUCGCAGGAACGGCUUCGCAGGAACGGCUGCGCAGGAACGGCUGCGCAGGAACGGCUGCGCAGGAACGGCUGCGCAGGAACGGCUGCGCAGGAACGGCUGCGCAGGAACGGCUGCGCAGGAACGGCUGCGCAGGAACGGCUGCGCAGGAACGGCUGCGCAGGAACGGCGGCGCAGAAGCGGCUGCGCAGAAGCGGCUGCGCAGAAGCGGCUGCGCAGAAGCGGCUGCGCAGAAGCGGCUGCGCAGAAGCGGCUGCGCAGAAGCGGCUGCGCAGAAGCGGCUGCGCAGAAGCGGCUGCGCAGAAGCGGCUGCGCAGAAGCGGCUGCGCAGAAGCGGCUGCGCAGAAGCGGCUGCGCAGAAGCGGCUGCGCAGAAGCGGCUGCGCAGAAGCGGCUGCGCAGAAGCGGCUGCGCAGAAGCGGCUGCGCAGAAGCGGCUGCGCAGAAGCGGCUGCGCAGAAGCGGCUGCGCAGAAGCGGCUGCGCAGAAGCGGCUGCGCAGAAGCGGCUGCGCAGAAGCGGCUGCGCAGAAGCGGCUGCGCAGAAGCGGCUGCGCAGAAGCGGCUGCGCAGAAGCGGCUGCGCAGAAGCGGCUGCGCAGAAGCGGCUGCGCAGAAACGGCUGCGCAGAAACGGCUGCGCAGAAACGGCUGCGCAGAAACGGCUGCGCAGAAACGGCUGCGCAGAAACGGCUGCGCAGAAACGGCUGCGCAUGAACGGCUGCGCAUGA
Schistocerca nitens (vagrant locust) is the source of this 2856-nucleotide messenger RNA. Its product is annotated as nuclease SbcCD subunit C-like. The transcript has 2 exons. Bases 1 to 2856 code for a protein of 951 amino acids. The record is from RefSeq and is a predicted model, not a curated record. NCBI's taxonomy places the organism in Eukaryota, Metazoa, Arthropoda, Insecta, Orthoptera, Acrididae.